UUCCAUAUAUAAGGUGUCAACACCCUCGUAACGAGGCCAAAGAGUCCAACACAUUCUACAAAUAAUUUCAAAAUUAAGGGUCUAUCUCCCUCUUGAGUCUCUCCGUUUCUUCUUCCGCAACCUCUUUCUCUUUGCCGAUUUUGGAACUGAUUACUGGAGCACAAAGGGAAAAUGACAGAACCAAAACCAGAGACACCCGAGAUACCACCAUCGUCCUCGAGAAAGCUCCCUGACUUCAAACAAUCUGUUAAACUGAAAUAUGUAAAGCUUGGCUACCAUUAUCUCAUCACCCAUGGCAUGUACCUCUUCCUCUCGCCUCUCGUGGUCCUCACUGCCGCCCAGCUAUCCACAUUCUCGCUCCAAGACCUGUAUGUCCUCUGGGACCAUCUUCGAUUCAACCUGAUUUCCGUGGUCGUCUGCUCCGCCCUCCUCGUGUUCCUGUCUACAGUCUACUUCCUCACCCGACCACGCCCCGUCUACCUCGUUAACUUCUCAUGUUACAAGCCCGAUGAUGCUCGGAAAUGCACAAGGCAGAUAUUCAUGGAGCGGUCCUGCUUAACAGGUUCCUUCACUGAUGCCAACCUUGAGUUCCAAAAGAAGAUCCUUGAGCGAUCAGGUCUGGGCGAGGACACUUACCUCCCAGAUGCUGUCCUCCGCGUGCCUCCGAACCCAUCGAUGGCAGAAGCUAGAAAAGAGGCCGAGGUUGUGAUGUUUGGAGCCGUCGACGAGCUCUUUGCUAAGACCUCUUUAAACCCCAAGGACAUCGGUAUCUUGAUCGUUAAUUGUAGCUUGUUCAAUCCGACUCCAUCUCUCUCGGCCAUGGUCAUCAACCAUUACAAGCUUCGGGGCAACAUAAUCAGCUACAACCUAGGUGGAAUGGGUUGCAGCGCAGGUCUGAUCUCAAUAGCUCUUGCUAAAGAUCUUCUGCAAGUCCACCCCAAUUCUUAUGCCUUGGUCAUUAGCAUGGAGAACAUCACCUUGAAUUGGUACUUCGGCAAUGAGCGCUCCAUGCUCGUUUCCAAUUGCUUGUUCCGAAUGGGAGGAGCUGCGGUCUUGCUCUCAAACAAGCGCUCAGAUCGGUGGCGAUCCAAGUACCAAUUGGUCCACACCGUCAGGACACACAAAGGUGCCGAUGACAAGUGCUUCAGCUGUGUGACCCAACAGGAAGAUCCCAAUGGAAAGAUCGGUGUGUCUUUGUCCAAGGAUCUGAUGGCCGUUGCCGGUGACGCUUUGAAGACCAACAUUACUACUCUGGGUCCUCUUGUUCUGCCAAUGUCGGAGCAGUUGCUCUUCUUUGCUACAUUGGUCGGAAGGAAGCUCCUCAAGAUGAAGAUCAAGCCAUACAUCCCCGACUUCAAAUUGGCUUUCGAACAUUUCUGCAUUCAUGCAGGUGGAAGAGCUGUUCUGGAUGAAUUGGAGAAGAACUUGCAGCUAUCCGAGUGGCACAUGGAACCAUCAAGGAUGACACUUUACCGGUUUGGAAACACCUCGAGCAGCUCUCUGUGGUACGAAUUGGCUUAUACAGAGGCUAAAGGAAGGAUGAGGAGGGGAGACAGAUUAUGGCAGAUUGCAUUUGGGUCAGGGUUCAAGUGCAACAGUGCAGUCUGGAAGGCUUUGAGGACCAUAAACCCAGCAAAGGAGAAGAAUCCAUGGAUGGAUGAGAUCCACAAGUUCCCAGUGGAUGUUCCAAGGGUAGCAGCUCUCUGAACUCCAAUCAAGCUUGAAUAGUUAAUAUUUUCUACUGUUCUGGGCCUGUAUUUUUUAGAUGAAAAUUGGGUUGAAAUGUUGAGUCUGUACUUUUCAGAUGAAAUUGUUGUUAGGUUGGGAGCUAUUGUUUUAGGAAGAUGGGUUUGGAGAGGUGGUGCCAUUCAGGAUUUUCUAUCUGCAGGAUGGUUGGAUUAGUUUCGAGGUGGUUAGGCUUAGCAAAAAAAUGGUUUGGAUCAAGAGGAGGUUGGGUAUUUUCAUGCUGACUUCUUCAUGACUUGGGGCUAUGGGGAUCCAUUGGAACUAAUUCACAUGUACUGGAAUGUUAUUCCUACUGUUCUUCAUUCGUAACUUCUUCAUGAUUAUUUGAUUCUCCAUAUUCGUACA
This is a messenger RNA of Nelumbo nucifera (sacred lotus), 2091 nucleotides long. Its product is annotated as 3-ketoacyl-CoA synthase 11-like. Gene Ontology annotation, molecular function: acyltransferase activity, transferring groups other than amino-acyl groups. Gene Ontology annotation, cellular component: membrane. Gene Ontology annotation, biological process: fatty acid biosynthetic process. Lineage: Eukaryota; Viridiplantae; Streptophyta; Magnoliopsida; Proteales; Nelumbonaceae. The record is from RefSeq and is a predicted model, not a curated record.